This is a messenger RNA of Haliotis rufescens (red abalone), 1290 nucleotides long. Its product is annotated as soluble scavenger receptor cysteine-rich domain-containing protein SSC5D-like. The transcript has 2 exons. The record is from RefSeq and is a predicted model, not a curated record. The coding region runs from base 1 to 1290 and encodes 429 amino acids. Lineage: Eukaryota; Metazoa; Mollusca; Gastropoda; Lepetellida; Haliotidae.
AUGUCGCUGACGUCUGAUGAUUCUGAGUCUCCAAUAAAUAAAGCUAAAAAAACUCUACGGAUACCUGGCCACACCAACAUACCUUGCCACACCAACAUACCUGACCACACCAACAUACCUGACCACACCAACAUACCUGGCCACACCAACAUACCUGGCCACACCAACAUACCUUGCCACACCAACAUACCUGGCCACACCAACAUACCUGACCACACCAACAUACCUGACCACACCAACAUACCUGGCCACACCAACAUACCUGACCACACCAACAUACCUGGCCACACCAACAUACCUGGCCACACCAACAUACCUGGCCACACCAACAUACCUGACCACACCAACAUACCUGACCACACCAACAUACCUGACCACACCAACAUACUUGACCACACCAACAUACCUGGCCACACCAACGUACCUGGCCACACCAACAUACCUUGCCACACCAACAUACCUGGCCACACCAACAUACCUGACCACACCAACACACCUGACCACACCAACAUACCUGGCCACCACAACGCGGACCUGGCCACACCAACAUACCUGACCACACCAACACACCUGACCACACCAACAUACCUGGCCACACCAACAUACCUGGCCACACCAACACACCUGACCACGCCAACAUACCUUGCCACACCAACACAACUGACCACACCAACAUACCUGACCACGCCAACAUACCUGGCCACACCAACAUACCUGGCCACACCAACAUACCCGGCCACACCAACAUACCUGGCCACACCAACAUACCUGGCCACACCAACAUACCUUGCCACACCAACACACCUGACCACACCAACACACCUGACCACGCCAACAUACCUGGCCACACCAACAUACCUGGCCACACCAACAUACCCGGCCACACCAACAUACCUGGCCACACCAACAUACCUUGCCACACCAACACACCUGACCACACCAACACACCUGACCACGCCAACAUACCUGGCCACACCAACAUACCUGGCCACACCAACAUACCCGGCCACACCAACAUACCUGGCCACACCAACAUACCUGGCCACACCAACAUACCUGGCCACACCAACAUACCUGACCACACCAACAUACCUGACCACACCAACAUACCUGGCCACACCAACACACCUGACCACGCCAACAUACCCGGCCACACCAACAUACCUGGCCACACCAACAUACCUGGCCACACCAACAUACCUGGCCACACCAACAUACCUGACCACACCAACAUACCUGACCACACCAACAUACCUGGCCACCACAACGCGGACCUGGCCGCCAAACUAG